Molecule: messenger RNA, 1394 nt
Organism: Otolemur garnettii (small-eared galago)
Lineage: Eukaryota; Metazoa; Chordata; Mammalia; Primates; Galagidae
Gene: GLRX
Product: glutaredoxin
Exons: 3
Coding region: 77-397 (106 amino acids)
Source: RefSeq, a predicted model, not a curated record
UCUUAAAUGAGAGCCAGCUGGCGGCCCUGAGCUACCUGCAACUGGGGGCUCCUCUGGAGACGGCAGCCUGUCAGCUAUGGCUCAAGAAUUUGUGAACAGCAGAAUCCAGCCUGGGAAGGUGGUGGUGUUCAUCAAACCUACCUGCCCCUACUGCAGGAGGACCCAAGAGAUUCUCAGUCAACUGCCCCUCAAACAGGGAAUUAUGGAAUUUGUCGAUAUCACAGCCACCAGCUACACAGAUGAGAUUCAAGAUUAUUUGCAACGGCUCACAGGAGCAAGAACAGUGCCCCGAGUCUUCAUUGGUAAAGAAUGUAUAGGUGGAUGCAGUGACCUCAUAACCAUGCAAGAAAGUGGGGAGCUGGUGCCUCGACUCAGGCAGAUUGGAGCUCUGCAGUAAUCACAGAGCAGGACCCAGCUGACAUCCCCCUCCAGAGCUGAACAGCAUCACAGAGGAUGGCAGCACUUCUGACGGAUGGGAUCUGACACAAACAGCUUUUUUCUUUUUUUUGGCUCAGUAUUAAAAAGUGGACCAACCUGCCCCUAACCACAGGGCCAAAAAGGUUGACGGGCCAUCUUGGUUUUCUUCUGCUUUGGUCCUUUGGGUUCCAGGAGAUGGCAACAAUUCCUGGCCCAAGAUUCACUCGCUGACCCAAGCUUUGUUCUUUCUCCUUGGCAUGUGUUUCUUGCUGUCCUGCGUGCUGGUGAACCUCCCCCUGUUAGACAGUGUUUCUCAGACACCUUUGUCCAGACCUGCCCGGCACAGACCUGCACUUGGAUUUCUGCCACUGCCCAUCAGCUGGAACUAUUUUGCUGAGCUUGACUUUAUGGAGUCUGUGUUAUGAAAUUGGGGAGGGAGUUAUUUUGAAUUUGUUCUUUCAAACUACAUGCGUCCCUCCACCCACCUUGAGAAUUAAGGCCCUGAACCAGUGUUCGAGACCUGGCCCUCUCAAAGUUCUGAGGAAACGCCCCGCUGUUGUGGGAAAGGUCUGGGACCACGUGUGAGGCCAUGCAGAGUGAAGCAGGGUUGGGUUUCACUGGUACCUCGGGGCCAGAGGUGCCAGCACAAGGGCUGCGGUCACAGGGCCACCGUUGGUGGAAGGUAGUUAUCCAGGCAGGUGACCCUGAGCCACCAUGUGCUAAUUUAGAUCACCAGCAAGAUGCAAACAGAAGGUGUAGGCCGUUAUCAUGGAAAACUUGCAGCCGCCCCUCCCAGUAGGUCUGUGUAGAGCAAAUGUGGAAGACACUGUCCUGACGAGUCUUCUCCCUGCCCUUUCCCUGCCCUGUAAUUACUUUUCAGGAAGUUUGUUCUAAAGCUGAAAGAGUAAGUUCUUUUCCUUUAGCAGUCUCUAGUGAAAAUUGUCAAUUCCUAAUAAAGUACCAAUAGACGACACAAA